Molecule: messenger RNA, 90 nt
Organism: Sclerotinia sclerotiorum 1980 UF-70
Lineage: Eukaryota; Fungi; Ascomycota; Leotiomycetes; Helotiales; Sclerotiniaceae
Exons: 1
Coding region: 1-90 (29 amino acids)
Source: RefSeq, a predicted model, not a curated record
AUGGCCAAACGAAAUACCGAGAUGAACGAGGUCGAUGCCAAGAUGAAGGCAUGUACAGGAAGGAUCAUUAGUUCUGUGCUUGGCAGAUAA